GAUUGCAGAGAAUAAGGGAAAACUUUGCAGAGAGAAGUUUGCAGCGAUGCCCUUACUGAGCCCUCUGCCAGAUCCCUGUAGGAAGGAAAGAUAGGGGCAGGAAGAGGAGGAAGAGGGCAGAAGACCAGCGCUGGAGGGGCCCGAGGCUGAGGGCAUCUCUCUUGGAACAGGAGGACAAGAUGAGCCUGUUGUCCGCUAUAGACACUGCGUCAGUAUACCAGCCUGCCCAGCUCCUGAACUGGGUCUACCUAUCCCUGCAGGACACACAUCAACCAAGUGCCUUUGACGCCUUCAGACCAGAGUCCACUUCUGCCUCCCACCAUGAUCUCAGCAGCUAUUCCAAGAGCCCCUCAGAGCUGAACUCCUCCAUCCACUCCAGCUAUCUCAGCAGCUUCCUGCAGCUCCAGAGGACUGAGGCACUGGGCAGUAGUCUUUAUAAAAAUGCAUCUCCUUAUGGAUCUUUGAACAACAUUGUGGAUGGGCUGAGUUCUCUAACUGAACACUUCUCAGAAAUUUCCCUCAACUCAGAGAACAGGAAACCCAGCAAGAGGCCUCCUCCAAACUACUUGUGUCACCUCUGCUUCAACAAAGGCCAUUAUAUUAAGGACUGUCCACAGGCUCGUCCAAAAGGUGAAGGUCUGACCCCAUACCAAGGCAAAAAAAGAUGUUUUGGAGAAUAUAAAUGUCCGAAGUGCAAAAGAAAAUGGAUGAGUGGGAACUCCUGGGCCAAUAUGGGUCAAGAGUGUAUAAAGUGUCACAUCAAUGUCUACCCUCACAAGCAGCGACCUUUAGAGAAACCUGAUGGUCUGGAUGUAUCGGAUCAAAGCAAGGAGCACCCCCAACAUCUGUGUGAGAAGUGCAAGGUUCUUGGCUAUUACUGCCGUCGUGUCCAGUAAAACAGCACAAAGAUCCUGGAGAGUUGAGGCGUGACAAGGGAAAGACAACAGCGACAUAGUGACUAGCGUAUACACUAAUAAUAUGCCUUAUGAGUAUUAGAAUGUAACAUUCUUCCUGUGUAUGUGUACUAUUUGUAUUUAUGAAGUAUUAGGGCUGUUUAACUGUUAACACAGUUGUCAUUUGCCUCCAGAUUUGCCCCAUUUUUCUGGGGUUCAAAACUAGGGAACUGGAUAUUUAAUGAUGCAAUUAAGAAUACUUCUCUAUAAUGUGACAUAUCUAGAAGUCUGCAGUUCAAAUAUUUUUGUCUUCCCUCCGAAAUACAGAAAAUUUGAUCUUAUAUUCUGUCAAUAGGUUGGAAUCCAUUAAAGGGGUAUUCCAGCAAUUCCACAGACUAGGGGAUAGCUCUUACUGGGACCCCCAAAACCAUGAGAAUGGCCCAAGAGAG
Bufo bufo (common toad) is the source of this 1342-nucleotide messenger RNA. RefSeq names its product zinc finger CCHC-type containing 24 (gene ZCCHC24). The coding region runs from base 180 to 896 and encodes 238 amino acids. NCBI's taxonomy places the organism in Eukaryota, Metazoa, Chordata, Amphibia, Anura, Bufonidae. Gene Ontology annotation, molecular function: nucleic acid binding; zinc ion binding. The record is from RefSeq and is a predicted model, not a curated record. The transcript is spliced from 4 exons.